Helianthus annuus (common sunflower) is the source of this 1022-nucleotide messenger RNA. Its product is annotated as vesicle-associated membrane protein 714. NCBI's taxonomy places the organism in Eukaryota, Viridiplantae, Streptophyta, Magnoliopsida, Asterales, Asteraceae. Gene Ontology annotation, cellular component: membrane. The record is from RefSeq and is a predicted model, not a curated record. Gene Ontology annotation, biological process: vesicle-mediated transport. The transcript has 4 exons. The coding region runs from base 83 to 745 and encodes 220 amino acids.
AGAGUUUAAAAACCGGUUUUUUUAAGAGUCAACGAAACCGACUAGAGGGUUCUUGGACGGUAGACGUAAUCGGCAAAAAAUAAUGGCGAUUCUGUACGCGCUAGUGGCGAGAGGCACGACGGUGCUGGCGGAGUUCAGUGCCGUUUCCGGUAACACCGGAGCCGUUGCUCGCCGGAUUCUCGAGAAGUUGCCGACGGAGGUUGAAUCUAGAUUAUGUUUCUCUCAAGAUCGAUACAUCUUCCAUAUUCUCAGAUCUGAUUCUCUCACGUUUCUCUGUAUGGCCAACGAUACCUUCGGAAGAAGAAUCCCAUUUUCAUACUUGGAGGACAUUCAAAUGAGGUUUAUAAAAAACUAUGGUAAGGUGGCACCAUAUGCACCUGCUUAUGCUAUGAACGAUGAAUUUUCAAGGGUUUUGCAUCAGCAGAUGGAGUUUUUUUCAAGUAAUCCUAGUGCAGAUACGCUCAACCGUGUUAGGAGUGAAGUUGGUGAGGUACGCACCAUCAUGGUGGAUAACAUUGAGAAGAUAUUAGACAGAGGUGACCGGAUUGAGCUUCUUGUCGAUAAAACUUCAACAAUGCAAGACAGUGCCUUCCAUUUUAAGAAACAAUCAAAGCGACUCCGCAGAGCUCUUUGGAUGAAAAAUGCAAAGCUACUGGCCUUGUUGACAUGCUUGAUAUUUCUACUACUGUAUAUAAUUGUCGCGGCAUGUUGUGGGGGAAUCACUCUACCGUCCUGCAGAUCAUAAGUUGUUUCACUUGAGGUGUUGCUUUAUUACUUGUUAUGUCAGGUUUGUCGAGAUUGUGUACAUGAGUUUACAUAUCAGUUUUCGAUACCGUGAAACCUUCUGAGUUGGUCCCGUACACUGAGGGAUCAUCUAUGUUUUGCUCUGUUUUAUGUCUUUUGUAAAUUGUAUAAAUAUUUAGUAGCAUUGACGUGUAAACUCUCAGCUUCAAACUCUCGUGCCUAAAUGUGAUAUUGUACGCGAUCCUUUUAUCUAUGUAUAAAUAUUAUAACAGGCCCCA